Messenger RNA from Meloidogyne enterolobii, 1132 nucleotides. Lineage: Eukaryota; Metazoa; Nematoda; Chromadorea; Rhabditida; Meloidogynidae. The record is from the annotation of a GenBank genome assembly.
AUGGAUGACAAAAACUACUACAACAACCAUCAAAGACAGCAACGGCCCUCCCCCUAUACCUAUUUACAUUCAAAUACUUUCCAAGGACAAUCGACGCCUGUGGCUGGGCCAAGCAGUAGACGUGAAUCACCCCAACAACCAAAUUAUCUGUGGCAACAAUCGGAGGAUUACGAAGAGAGGGAAAGAGAUCAACAAGAAUAUAUUAGCUUUGUGAAUCAAAGACGGCCCUAUUCUCGAACAUCUGACACGGCUAGCAUUCAAUUUUUGAACGACGAUAGAUUACGUCAAAACGAAAGAUCAGGUAGAAGAACUGCAGAUAGCAUUGGCAUUGCUGGGGUUGGUGGGAGUCGAAGACAACUCGAAAGGGACGAACCUAAAGAGUUGUUUGCUGAAGACGUUGCUCAAAUUCGAGUUACCGAGGUGGGGAAAUAAUAUUUUUGGGUGGUUUUGAGUUGAAUAAAAUAGUGUUGACUAUAUAGAGAUUUUUGGUAUUAAAGAGGUUUGAAAUAGGGUUCGAUAUUACGGGGUGGGGUUGAGUUUACGGGGAACGGGGAUUGCGGGGAUUUAGUGUUCGGGGGAACGGGUGGGGAGGAAUAAGGGAAAUGAGCUGCGGGGACGGGGAACGGGGGCUCUGGGGGGAGACCUCCCUCCGUUCCCCGGGGAAUUCCCUGCCCCAAGGAACGGGGAUCGAAUCCUAAUUUGAAAACGCUAAAAUUUUUGGGAUUACAGAUCCGUCAAUUAAUUUUCAAGCAAUUUUCUCAUAUUAUUUUCACCCUUAUUUUCUCAUUUUCUUUUUUACUCAUUCAAUUUUACGCUCCAUUUCUUAUUUAAUUUUACCCUAUUUUUAAAUGAGUGCCAAUAACAUUUCUUCUCUUCAAAAAAAUACUAAAUAGUAUCUUCCCAACAAUUAUCCAUUCCCUUGAGUAUUUUCUUUGAAAAUCUUUAAAAAAUAUAAUAAGCCUCGAAGGAAGAAUAUUAAAAGAUUAUUUAAGGAAAGGGCCGUUUUGGCGUGGUAGAAGUUGGCGCAAGUGUUGAUAAAAUAGGAAAAUAGGAGCCUAAAUCUGUAAAAUUCUGAAUGAAUAUCUUUAGUAAUGUUAGCUAGCUUCUUUAAAAGUUUUAAAAUUUUUGGUAA